This is a messenger RNA of Scaptodrosophila lebanonensis, 4256 nucleotides long. RefSeq lists its product as uncharacterized. Gene Ontology annotation, molecular function: protein binding. The record is from RefSeq and is a predicted model, not a curated record. Lineage: Eukaryota; Metazoa; Arthropoda; Insecta; Diptera; Drosophilidae. The transcript is spliced from 5 exons. The coding region runs from base 220 to 3657 and encodes 1145 amino acids.
UGCUGGUCGACGUUCGAGAAGGAUCCUAUCUUAGGUUUCAUAAGAGCUCUGCCUCUCUAUCCUUAAUCAGCAGCAAUUUACAAGUUUAAAAUCAAAAUCGCAGUCGCUGCAAAAGUUUAGACCAACGUACGCAAAAUAUAAAAUCUCAAGAUGUAAUAUGCCACUGCACAAUGAGACAAAUAUAAUGCCAUAUAAAUUAUUAAAAUUACGCACGGAAAAAUGGAAACAAUAUCGAAGAUCUCCCUGAUAUUGACUCUAGCAGUUGUAUGCCAGUCGUCGGCAUUGUCUUUCGAGAAUGCUGGCAAAUGUAAACCGACGUUUGUCAGCACACAUUUGCAGCCGAUGCCUCCGCAGAUCCAAACCAAAGUACCAACUCCGCGCAAGUGGCAGGAGCACGAGUUCUCCCUGCUGGGCUAUAAGUUCUAUUUGCCCUCCUUGGGUCCGGUAAUGGAGGAUGAUGAAGACGAAGUUUUCCAGGACAGCGACUACUCUUUAAGUUGGGAUGAUAGCAUGCAUAAACUUUUUGUCAGACAGCAGACAACAGUGCCGCAGAGCGUCGAGCAAUCGCUUGACGUUGACAAUUUUUCGAUUGAAGAUGUGGCCUCAAAAAUAUUUCAAAUCCACUGUGUAAACGUCAGCAUUGAAGCCAUCAACGCCGAACUACAAGCCUGGAAUUAUUCACAUGUAACGCUGCAGCAUUGCAAUUAUGUGGAGGAUGGUAGUGGAGCGACAUCGACGCACCUAAAUCUGUCGCAAAAGGAGGAUGUGCGGCGUCUGAAAUGGUUGGAUAGCAAUUUAAACGAUGAGCAGUUGUCGGAACUUUUUGGCGCUUAUGCACAGAGCUUUGAGAACCUCCAACUGCUUGAUUUGACUGAUAAUCAUUUACAGUGCACACGUUGGGCCCGCCCACGCGCCAUGCGCCGCCUCGAAGUACUUAAGCUAAGCCAAAAUCGACUCUCCACGUGCGACAACUGCAGUCUCGUCGAGCUGAAGCACAUUAAUCAUCUUCACGAGCUGCAUUUGGAUCGUAAUCGCUUGCAGUCGCUGGCAACGCAUUUCAUCAGCCCACUUAGUGAGCUGAGAAUGCUGAAUUUAAGCGGCAAUUUGUUGUCUCAAUUGCUACGUAACACUUUCACGGGCGCCUUUCGACUGCAGCAUUUGGAUUUGUCCCGCAACCAGCUAUUUAGCAUCGACUCGAAAGCCUUUGAGCCGCUGCAUGCCUUGAAAUACUUGGAUCUGAGUCGAAAUCAGUUUAAACAGCUAGCUGAUGGCAUUUUUCAACAACAGCGGUCGCUUGCCAUGCUCCGGAUAGACGAAACGCCACUUGAACAGCUAGGAAAUUGGAUAUCACGCGAUGAUGUCUCUCACGUGGAUCCGUCGGUGCUGAAACGUUUGCGCUACUUAUCGCUACAGCAAAACCCUCGACUCACGCAGCUGCCCAAAACACUGUUUGCGAAUGCGCGCAAUCUGCGGGUUCUGCUGCUGGCCGGGAAUGGGCUUCGCCAGCUGCCCGGCGAAGUGGCACUGCUAGAACAUCUGCAGCGACUUACAGUGCGCGGCAAUCGACUGACUUCGCUUCCCGCCGCUCUUAAGGAUCUCAGACAGCUGCGUUAUCUAAGCAUGCUGAACAACGACUACAUUUGUGACUGCAAAAUGCAUUGGCUGUCCACUUGGCUGAGCUCUAAUCACAGCAUGUUGCGACGCAAGCGGGGCCAUCACGUAAACGACACCUACGAGGAUGCUAACGAGCUGAUUGCAUCGCUCAGAUGCCAGUACGGCUAUCCGGGCGACAUGUUGCACGUCCUCCACACUUUAAACUGCACUGUGCCCGUCAUAGUUGAGGCCUCGCAGCCCACCAUGCACAGACUCCAUUCAACGGCCAAGUUGGAGUGCGUAGUAUCCGGGAAUCCGGCUCCAGAUAUAAUAUGGGUAACGCCACGAAACAAGAUUUUGCGGCAUCACGCCGAUCCCGACAAACGACCCAUUAUCAUCAAUAGCCAGGAGCGCCAGCCCAGCAAGCUCGAGCUAUUCGCGCUCACGGAUCCAAGCAAUCCGCAGCUGAAUGUCAGCCAGCAACCUGCUGAUGAGCGUGUCACAGUCGUUGAGAGCGGCUCCCUGCUGGUCCACAACAUCUCUCGCAGCGAUAGCGGUCUCUACACCUGCUACACCUUUAAUAUUAUGGGCAAUACUUCCGCAGGCAUCAGACUGUACAUCGAUCCCAUUGUCUUCUAUCGUGUCAAAAUCGAGAGUUUACUGGCGGGCACAGCACUGGCCACCACAUUCCUGCUACUCACCUUGCUGGUUCAAGGCCUAAGGAGCUGUAUGGCCCGAUUCAGUCUCUGCGAUCGCUUCUAUUGUUGUGCAAGCCGCAACAAAAAAUCGGCCCGAGCUCGCCAAGUCUACGCCAUGCUGGACAGCAUUGAGAGCUACAAAAGCCUGCAACUGGAGCGGUUGCGCGAGAACUACACACAACAGGUACAUCGGAUACGCGAGAACUGCACCCAACAAGUGGAAUGGAUACAGAGCAGUUAUACGUCACAGGCGAAGUACCUGAAGGAGUUUCGCGACAUGGGCUCCAAUCAUCUGACCACGCUCAAGGAUCAGUACUACGAUCAGGUGAAGAAGGUGCGCGACUACUCGACCGGACAGCUAAGCUGGGUCAGAGAAAAUUAUGUCUUUCAGCGCAACAAGAUACGCAAAUUCAGUGCCCAUCAGGUGCUGCGGCUGCGCGAAGGCUACAAAUAUCAGCAGCAGACUCUGAAUAAGGUGCUGGAGAAUCUUCCUAGUUUCUAUUUUGAGAAUUGUCGCGGUCGCUGCGAAGAGGAUAUAGUUGAGGACAUAGACUGCUACUUCAAGAGUCAAAUGGCUGGCGUUGACUUUAAUAACUCCAAAGAUCUGAAUAUACAGAAAAUUAAGUCUAGAUUAGUCGCAAACAAUUCGGCCAGCAGUGCUUCCAUCUAUUAUACACCACCGGAUGAUGAUGGACGGCGGCUCUCGCAGACAUGCCUGCAAACAUCGCCCAUACACAUAAACUAUAUUGACGAAAAUCUGGAUAAUCAGAAGCUGGAACUGCACGACUUCAAGUUGGAUCCGUUGCUGUUGCGACCCAAGGACAUGGCAAUGGCACUGAUACUCGCUGACAGAAAAGACGACAACUAUUUUGUAGACAAGAUGCCGUGGAAGAACGUCAAUAUCGAUCAAUCCCCGGUUGACAGUGCCAGCAACUUGGAGUUAAAUGAACUGAGAAAUUCGAACGAGACGAGGAACUCAAAAUCGUGUUCGGCUAUUUAUAAGAUGUCCAAACAGCAGGACGGUAGCACUUUGCAUGAACUAUUAACGGAGGAAACGCCAAAUCAGUUGUUGCGUCUCAAUCCUGUCAAUCAGACGUCGCUGAUCGCACAGACGCAUCCGCGCAAAGAGAAAAUGAACAUCAUAUUAGAUGAGUGUGGCAAGGCCUCCUUAUGCCGCGGAUACGGUAGGGAUAGUUUAGAUCACGGCGAGGCUAGGAAUUUGGAGGCAGCGAGCAGCACGCCGCCUUCCAUUUCAUUGGCUGGCUCCUCGUGUGAUUCCAACAGCCUGGCGGAUAAUUGUGACAAUUCUAACUGCUGUAACUCUGAGAUUGCAAUUUCUCUGACGACUACUGCUUCGGCUAACUAAAGAUUAAACAAAUACAAAUGCCGGCAAGAGAUUUUUUUUGUUAAAAAUUCAAUAUGUAUUCGAUCGAUGUCUGAUUAAACGGACGUAGAUUGUAGGUCCGAAAAUCGCACUUUAUUACAAAUCGCAUUACAAAUAGACAUUAUUAUUCAAAUAAAUGCUCAAUUUGUAAAUUGCUUUAAUUGAAAAGGAUAAAUGCGUUACAAAUAUAGUGUAGUAGGCACUCAAGACAUGGUUCUCCACUUCCCCCGUUUAUAUACAUAUUUAGGUGGCUAAAGUGCAGCUAAUAUACUUUGUUAAAUAAGUUUAUUAUUCCUACAAAUAUAUAUAUAUAUAUAUACAUACAUACAUACAGGCAUAUGAGUAUCGAAAAUACAAAUUGAAUUGAGUACAGUCAUUAGGAAAACACAAUAAUUUUAGCAUUAAUUAGUGAAUUUUAAAUCAAGUCAACUGCUGAAUGAACAUCGUAAACAAAAAGGGAAUGAAUAAGUGAAUAAAUGAAAUGAAAUGAGAGUCUUCAUAUUAAAUUUCUAUAAAAAUUCAAGAAGUGCGCCCACGCGAAACUAAAAAGGUAUCAUUAAAAUGUCAAUAAUACUUGAAAA